CAGUUCAUCACCCGCCGCCUCAUCGCCGUUUUUGGCCGGCGAUUUCAAUUUCUGGCAGCGAAUCGGUCGAAAGAUAAAGAGGAACAAGGAGCAAAGUUGAGGAUGCCGAAUCGAGGGUUCAUUUGGGGUGUUAAUAUUCUCAGAUCAUUCUCGCAACUCGGGUCCGCCUCUGCAGUUCCUCACGUUCAAAGAUCGUUUCUUUUUUCCACAAUUUCCACUUCGUCGCUUUCACUUCCCCGUUUUUAUUCCACAGUUAAAAUUUUGAUAUCCAUCUCCUUGUAGAAUCAUCUUUCUGUUUAGUUGUUAGCGGGUAUGAUGCUACAUGUCUUUCAAUCCAGCGUUUUUCUCCAUUUGCUGCUGAGCAGUAUUAUGCAAUGGUAUAUGGGACUGGGGAAAAGGGGUCUCAUGGGUUCGAAGACACAACCCACGGAAGGUGAUCCCACUAACCCAAAGCGUGGAUCCAUCAAUGGUACUACUGUUUGAUGUUUGUCUUUCAUUUUUUUUUUUUAAGGAAUUAUAUGGUUUGAGGUCAUUGUUGGUUGAAUGUCCUGAAGAAAGGACAUGCUUGAUAUGGCAAUGGAGGAAUUGGGUCAGGCUCUUGAAGAAGAAAAAAUGUGAGUCACCAUGACAUGAUUGAAAUUAUAUGUUGAUUAUCCCCUUAAAGAUAAAAGAUUAGAAUCAUCAGUCACAAAGCACAACUGACUUGAGAAUUGUUGACUUUUUUGGGUUGAUAACAGUUUAAGUUCGAAGUGGUAGAUAUAACUGAGUUUUGUGCAGUAUUCUGCAAUAAAUUUAUUUGAUAGCUAUCCUUUUAUCACUAAUUAAGUGUAUUAAAUCACUAAAUUCCUCUUGCUCUCCGAACGGAUAGCUGUAUUUGGGAUUCUUCAGGUGGAUGUCCAUUUAAGGAAUGAAGAUUUGAGGAUUGAUACCUAUAGAUCUGAUGGUUCUGGUGGUCAAUAUGCAAAUACUACUAAUAAUGCUGUUAGAGUAACUCAUUUGCCUAUUGGGGUAACAGUUGCUAUGCGAGAUGAACGAUCCCAACAUAUGGUAAAAGGUCAUAAUCAUUAUUAUUGUUUUGCAUUUCAUUUUUCUUCAGCAUUUAGAGCAGAAUUGGCCUUUUCUUUGCAUUUAUUGACACAGUGAUUGUGAGGGUGGAAACAUGGACUUGUUCGUUUUGCUUCUUUUGCAUCCUUUCUCUAUUGUCACUGUUAAGGGACUUUCAUUUCUUUCUAAAUCAUACAAGAGCAGAGCAACAAUAUGUCAUUGAAUAAUGUUAUAAUGUUAUA
This is a messenger RNA of Rubroshorea leprosula, 1286 nucleotides long. The record is from the annotation of a GenBank genome assembly. NCBI's taxonomy places the organism in Eukaryota, Viridiplantae, Streptophyta, Magnoliopsida, Malvales, Dipterocarpaceae.